CUUUUCUAUUUUUGUUGGUAGAACUUUUGCCAAUCAUGCAAGGGCAAUAAAGUUUUCAGGGGAACAAAAUCAGUAAAACUGGAUGUCAUGCCUGGUGUGGAUGAUGAUGACACUAUAAGAGUUUAUGGCAGUGGUGGUGCAGAUCCUGAAGGAAAUAAACCUGGUGAUCUCUAUGUUACUGUAAAGGUCCGGCCUGAUCCAGUUUUUCGCCGAGAGAAAUCCGAUAUUCACGUUGAUGCUGUUCUAAAUAUUACUCAGGUAACUGAUUUUGCCGAAAUCAUGUUUUUUUCGGAACUUACUAUAAACAUUGCUGUGCAAAUUAUUGACAUUUAG
This is a messenger RNA of Phalaenopsis equestris, 333 nucleotides long. RefSeq names its product chaperone protein dnaJ GFA2, mitochondrial-like. NCBI's taxonomy places the organism in Eukaryota, Viridiplantae, Streptophyta, Magnoliopsida, Asparagales, Orchidaceae. The transcript is spliced from 3 exons. Gene Ontology annotation, biological process: protein refolding. The coding region runs from base 88 to 333 and encodes 81 amino acids. Gene Ontology annotation, cellular component: cytoplasm. The record is from RefSeq and is a predicted model, not a curated record.